AUGGUUAUACGUAAUGCUUCAUUAACUCAUAAAAUUAAUAUAUGGUUAUUUUGGAGUAAUUCAAUAGUAACCCCUUCAGUUGUUUCAAUUUCAAGUCAAAUGAUCACAGUAGCAGUGGGAGAUGUACUUGUUUCUGGUGUGCAUGCUAAUGUUAAUAUGGUUCAGAGAAGGUUUCUUUGGUCAGAGAUGCAGCUGAUUAGUGAUCUCAAGAAGCCAUGGCUAGUCAUUGGUGACUUUAAUGCAAUUCUUUCAUUAGAAGACAAAGUAGGUGAUAGAAGUCCCUCAAGAAGAUCAAUGUUAGAUUUUAGUGAAUGUUUAAAUGAUUGUGAGCUUAUACAGGCUCCAAAGAGAAUGUGGUUAGAACAUCCUGGUUUCAUGAAAGUGGUUGAAGAUUGCUGGGCUGAAACGGUUAAUGGUGAUCCUGCUUUUAUACUUUUGUACAAAUUAAAGAAAUUAAAAGAAAUUUUGAAAGAAUGGAAUUGGAGCAGUUUUGGCAAUGUUCAAGUCAAGAUCAAAGAAGAAGAAAAGUUAGUUCAAGAAAAAAUGGUAAUAUCUGAUAAUAAUCCUCAAGAUGAACAAGUUUUAGCUGAUUUGGUUUUGGCUCAAAAUGAUCUGAAUUCUAAGGAAGUUCAGCAGUGUAUUAUGUUGAAACAAAAAUCAAGAGUUGAAUGGGUUACUGAGGGAUAUGCAAACACCAACUUCUUUCACAUUAAUAUGAAGAUUAAACAAUCUAAAAACAUGAUCUAUGAAAUUGAAGAUAAUGAUGGUAAUAUGCUUCAGGAUGUAUCCAUAAAUGACUCAUUACUGGAUGUCAUUCCUAAUUUAGUAACUGCAGAAGAUCAACAAAUGUCAGAAGCUGCUCCUGAAUUGGAGGAGAUUAAAAAUGUUGUUUUCAAUAUGAAUGCAGAUGGUGCACCUGGACCAGACAGCUUCUCAUGUAUUUUCUAUAAAUCAUGUUGA
Messenger RNA from Papaver somniferum (opium poppy), 960 nucleotides. RefSeq lists its product as uncharacterized. NCBI's taxonomy places the organism in Eukaryota, Viridiplantae, Streptophyta, Magnoliopsida, Ranunculales, Papaveraceae. The transcript has 3 exons. Bases 1 to 960 code for a protein of 319 amino acids. The record is from RefSeq and is a predicted model, not a curated record.